GUUAUCCUUGUGAUUCCACUGUUCUUCCGAGGGUUGCCCGAAAACCAGUAUCGGUCAACCCCCAUGCGUUCUCCCCCUAACUCUGCCUCCGCUUCCCAUUCGGACUUCGUACCUCGCCGGUCCCGUCACCCCGUACGACGGGCCCUUACAGCGGGCACUGUUCUGGCUCCCAGUCAAGAUCGUCAUUGUCCUUUUCUUGGAAAUUCACCAUGUUCAAGAUUGCCGCUAGAGUUGCAAAUGCAGUGGGGACCUCAUCGCAUCGACUUGUGCUUGUAAGGGCGUAAGAUGUGGAUAAUGCUCUUUUCCAUGUGCCAGCGUGUGAGAAAGAGGUUGUUGGCUU
This is a messenger RNA of Cutaneotrichosporon oleaginosum, 340 nucleotides long. RefSeq lists its product as uncharacterized. Lineage: Eukaryota; Fungi; Basidiomycota; Tremellomycetes; Trichosporonales; Trichosporonaceae. The record is from RefSeq and is a predicted model, not a curated record.